ACUCGGUUAACUCAACAGUCCCGUGACUGGAUAGAUUCCAAAGCAAACAAAGAAUUGAUCAACUAAAACAAAAGUCACGUUGCAUAAUUUGGAUAAUAAUAUUUAUAAGUUCUGCUAUUUGCAAUGAUUAUGUUGUAUAUAAACAAGUCAUAAUGUGGAUUUAAAAGAAAAUCAGUAUUACCAAGGAACUCGAACAAUGAGCAUAAACUAUGGACUUUACUCUCUUCUGCCAAGUCGCAAGUUUUAUGGUUAUUCCGACGUUUGGAUUUGAAACUUAUCAACACAAUAUACCGAAUGGUAAUAUUGUACCACAUCCCUGUAAACCAAAUCACUUGUGGCAUGGAGUUGGACACAAAUUUGCAUUGGGCAAAGAAAACUUGAAUUUCUUUGGAAAAGAUUUUGCUUCGGCUGGCCAUCAAUGGACCGACGCUUUGUGCAAGAAAGAUUCGGACGGAGAUGGUAAAACGAAUGGACAAGAACUUGGCGAUCCCAAUUGUAUUUGGUCCCCAGAAAGUUUUCCUGAGCGAAAUACUGACAUUUCUCAUCCAGGUGUAUGUGAACCCUGGAAUGAGCCAAAAUGUCAACAUCAGCUGGCAUGGCUAGAGUCUGAAUGUCAAAAAGAGGAAUUUGCCUGCGAUGCGAUAAACCAGGCAGGUAUCUCGAAUGUAACCAUUCAGUUUCCUAAAACUGCAGUACCUAAUGCAGAGACUACUUAUAUUUGCAUCGUAUUUGAUUUGCCACAAGAUGAUGAUUACCAUUUGGUUGCGACACAGCCUAUUAUCGACAAUAUACAAAUAAUGCAUCAUGCUGUUUUAUUUGGAUGUGAAGAUGACGCACAGUUAGAACCUAAUCCGAAAUCUUGCAACAUGGUACCUAGUAGCAAGUGUAAGCAGGUUAUCAGUAUAUGGACUGUAGGGUUAAGUGGAGAUUGUAUUCACAAUUCUACCGGGUUCAGAAUUGGAACAAAGGGGUUUAAAAGAGCCGCAUUACAGUUUCACUGGAACAAUCCAACUUUAAGCACGAAUUACAUUGACCAAUCAGCAUUAGUAUUGUAUUUUACGACAAACCGGCGUAUCACAGAUGCAGGCAUUUUGACAGUGGGGGCUUCAUUUCUAAAUAUUCAGCCUCGAACCAAGCAUACAGAAUAUAUUGGCAUUUGUCCAGGAGAAUGUACCAGUCUUGCUGUAAAAGAAAAGGUGUAUAUAGCUUCCGCGACAAGCCAUAUGCAUUAUUUAGGUGUCUCGCAAAAAAUAGAACAGUUUCGUAAUGGUACAAAAAUAAGGAAUAUUAUCAAUGAUAUGAGAUAUAAUUAUGAUAAUCCCAUAGUUUACAAAUUUCAGGAGCCAUUGGAACUAUUGCCAGGAGAUACCAUAUCCACCACCUGUAUCUACAAUUCAGUUCACAAAAUUGAGGCUACACAUUUUGGUGAUUCAACAAGUGACGAAAUGUGUUUCGGCUUUCUGACAUAUUAUCCUAAAGAACACAUAAUGUUUUCCUCUUGUACGUCGUGGAAGUCAGUUCCAUCCUGUGUCGUUAGCAAAGGAAUGACCUACAAAGGGUGCAAUUUGUCGAACUUUCUUCGUUUAAGGAAUUUUGAAUUCAUAUUACUCUUCCAUAAAUUCAGAAAAUUGUGUGACAUUUCUUGUUCAGAUACAUGUCUUGAGGUCGUCGAUGCAUUAAGGCUUGUUCCCUGUAUGCAAGGUGACUUUCGUGAGUAUAUCGCUGAUCUUACUAAACAUAUUGAACAGUUUCGUCAGUUUUUCACAAUAUUAAAACUUUGCUCCAAGGAGUCUCGGGUAGGCGCCUCUAUUAGCCAUUCCGUGAACUUUUCGUGCAAUUCAAUAUUGAUAAUCAAUUGUUUAUUAGUUUGGAUUAUGACUAUCUGAAAUUAAUUGUGAUAUAUUAUUUAUCCGCUAUGCAUAUGUCACUCAAAACAACCAUUACUUAAAGAUACCUUCCCGCAUACAAACGGGGUGAGUUGAUGAUAUUUGGACUAAAAGCAUAUUCAAACUAAUUAACCUAAAAAAAUUUUGCUUCAAAUCCUUCUCAAAACAUUGUUUUCGCGAGGGAAUACCCCUGCUAUUAAAAGUCUUAUGAAAAGAAGUCAUGUUUGUGUCACGUGACUUAGCUGACGCGCUACCUAGCAACGGGUGCAAAGCCGGAGAAGAAUUCAUUGCAUAGACAAGACGAUGCUGUCUUUCUUUAAUCGCUGUCCAUUUAUCAUAAAUAUCGAAGCCUAGUUAAAUUCACUGCCCACGUCUUUUUCCGUGGGUUUUAUCUCAGAAACUGUUGUACGCUCAAGGUCUUCAUCAAGUUUAUCAACAUAAACAUUAAGCGCUUACUAACGCUGGGAGAUCAGACGCGACCAGACAUUCAUAAUCGUCGAGCUGCCGGUUACGGAAACCCUUACAUUUCUGUUCUGUAUGCACUCCAUGGGUGUUUUUCAGGGAAUCCAGUAUUUUUCUAGUAUGUUUCUACUUACCUUAUAUACCAAAACUACCAUGCUUUUAUUGGAAAUAACCACCCGAUAAAUACCUUAUCGGAAAGUAUCUUUAAACGUAUGUUGUUUGAUAAAUGCACCUUUAUAAGUAUGCUUUAAUAUACGCCUUUUACGUACAUUGUUUGAUAUAUCUGCUAAAUAAUAUUUUUUUUUCAAGACUUC
Patella vulgata (common limpet) is the source of this 2662-nucleotide messenger RNA. RefSeq lists its product as uncharacterized. The record is from RefSeq and is a predicted model, not a curated record. The coding region runs from base 210 to 1886 and encodes 558 amino acids. The transcript has 9 exons. Gene Ontology annotation, molecular function: copper ion binding; dopamine beta-monooxygenase activity. NCBI's taxonomy places the organism in Eukaryota, Metazoa, Mollusca, Gastropoda, Patellidae.